AGAGGUUUUAGCGUCCUAUAGGGUCGGUGGCCCCGCAGCCAGCAUUGGAAGCUAAAUUACAUAAUGUAUGGGUCUCGGUUAGUGCAUGCAACAAGUAGAUAUGUGUCGGCGCUCGGCGGUCUAACUGUCAAUGUGGAGUACACACGGUCACUGACAUUAGCACCAACAAUGGACCAGCAAUUUUGUUUGCGCUGGAACAAUCACCCAAACAACCUAACUGAUGUCCUAGCAAGCCUUUUACAGCGAGAAGCCCUAUGCGAUGUCACACUUGCAUGUGAUGGUGAAACAGUCAAGGCACACCAGACGAUACUCUCAGCAUGCUCCCCCUAUUUCGAAAGUAUAUUCAUGCAAAACUCACAUCCGCAUCCAAUUAUAUUCCUAAAAGAUGUGAAAUUCUCAGAAAUAAAAUCAUUACUGGACUUCAUGUACAAGGGAGAGGUAAAUGUUGGCCAAAAUAUGCUACCGAUGUUCCUAAAGACUGCUGAAAGCUUACAAGUACGAGGUUUAACAGAAAAUAAUACAUUACACCCUAAGACGGAAGAGCGGUCAACGCCAUCCGUGAGUGCGGAGAACCUGUCAUCACGUGGGGACUUCGCCACUCCGCCAGUUGCGCAUGCGGCGGGGGCUCCGCUGACGCCUCUCGGGGCUCCGCAGCCCGCGCCUCACGCGCCCCAUGCUGAAAAGAGACGCAGGAAGAACUCCACUGUGCCAAGAGAAGAUAUCGAUUUAUCUUAUCGUCCAUACGAAGGUCAAGUGAAAAGCAGCAAAGGCUCAACGGGCAGUGGCUCGGAGCCUUCGACGCCGCCGCCUGCCCACGCGUUGCACGGGCGCGCGGCAAGAUCGCCCGCCCACACGCCCCUGGUCAAACAAGAGCCGGAUUCGCCCUACCACCACACGAUGCACCCCCCAAGUUACGACCAGACACAUCUGCCGACAAUGGAACGCAUGAACGAGAUGGCGGUGAUGCUCACUCCACACCAACUCGCCAAUGAAUGCAAUGACACAGAGCAGAUCAUACAGCCUCACCCCGACCAGACAGACACCAUUGAUGGCUCGAAGGGCUGGCACAUGCGGCUCACGUUCGAGCGCGUGGCGGGCGCGCUGAACCUGCACCGCUGCAAGCUGUGCGGCAAGGUGGUGACGCACAUCCGGAAUCACUACCACGUGCACUUCCCGGGCCGCUUCGAGUGCCCGCUGUGCCGCGCCACGUACACGCGCUCAGACAACCUGCGCACGCACUGCAAGUUCAAGCACCCGGCCUACAACCCCGACACGCGCAAGUUCGACGCGGCGCCGGCGACCGCGCAGCCGCCACACGCGCCGCUCUUCGCCAAUCACCUCGAGGGCUCCUUCGACUGAUUGUCCAUGUGCUGGCUCGGCCUCGACGCUCUGUGAGCGCGCCCCGCCAGUCGGACUCUCCGCGUGUCAAACUCUUAACGGACCGUCUCGCGUUUCCUAUCUAGGAUUAAGCUAUAGUGCUAUCGCUCGUCGGCGGUGGCCUCUCGUUUUAGUAUUGUCUUGGUUGUGCAUUCGACUUGCCCCAGUGUGACUCUCCGCGGCGGGAAGUCGAUUCCGCCGCGGAAUAAUCUUAUCGGUCGGCGUCUGCGACGCUCUGACCUAUAUGAGUAGUUAAGCAAAUUUUUUUUCUAUACCAAUCGCUAUACGGGAACGGGCAAAAGCAAUAAUAUGAUGUUAAUUUUAUUACCAUAUUAUUUUUAUAUUGUAUCUAUAUACGUCUUAAGCUAUUAAGAAUAUACACUUAUACGAGUAGCGGUUCGACCGCGAAGCGACGCUGGCUAUGGACGGCCCCGGCGACACUCGCCGAACGUCUUAUUAUAUUUAUUCAUUAGAUAGGAAAUUAUGAGUUUCCUGUAGCUAAUUAUAUUUAUGUUCAUAUAUCCUAAGGGUGGUACGGAACGACAUCGGGAAAGAAUAUAAAGAACUGGCAAGAGAUUGUGAUCUGUCGUUGGUCAACGACAUAUAAAUAUUGACUGAAUCUCAGUGUAGAUGCAUUUUUAACUCUAUGAGGCCUUUGAAAGAUGGAGAGAUUAGGGAUUUGUGAUGUAUUACGGAUAGCGCCUAAGGAAUCAUACGAAAAGAUUUUUUUAUACUAGACUAGUUGAUCUAUUUACGGAGAUUGUUUUUUUUUAUACUUAGAUAUAUUCUAUUGUCUGAUUUAAUAUAAUUUUAUUGUUUGUUUUUAUUGAUUCAUCAUUAAUAGUAACAUGAGCGGUUUAUUUGCGUUGAAGCUAAGAGUUAAUAUUUGAGUGGAGAUGUUAAGGUGUUCUAUAAUUUAAUCGUUGGUAGGUGUUUAGUUGUACUGUACGGUGCUUGAGGUCCAAGACCUCUGUCUUACGUUAAGGUAGGCGGGAUUUCGGAGGUUGCAUUUAGUAACUUACGUCGGCAUUCUACGAUUGGGACUAACCUAGCGUUAUAUGUAUUUCUCAAUUAAGGUAUAAGAUUGUUACAUUUUUAGCAAAACACUUUAGAGUGGUACGGUAACUGAAAUGUGAUAAAAUGGAAUGGUGCUAGAACCAAGGGUGUUACGCUACGAUUCGACUCCUAUUGUAAUAUUAAUUAAUGUUUUAUGAUUAGUUACUUUGCGUAAAUGUAAGGCAUCUAGCAUCCAACUGAACGGAUAGAGUGACGUUACACACCUAGAGAUUACAGUAUCACUCGAGAUUUUAUUAAUUUUUUUCAGACCUCUUCGAAUUUUACUAAUGCAUAUUACAUAUGAAUAGUUCGCGUAGAGGCCGUUCGCAUAGAUCGAUCUUAACCAAACCAAGAAUGUUGAUGUACCGCAUCCAAAUAGCCGUGAUUCUCCGACGAAUAAUAGCUAAGUGGCGUAAUUGCUGGAUUAGUAGCUGUGAACAUGCAACUCACUUGUGCAAUUUUUUAACAUAGUCAUAACUCGUACCUAGAUUAUACAAUCUAUUAAAUAUAGGGGCCCACUUGAAAAUAAGCACUAAGCUCCAACGUUCCUUACGGAUUUUAUAUAUAAUAACCAAAAUGUUACUUCCACAAAGAUUUAUAUUUAUUUUUAAGAUUAUCAAAGAUUUUUAUAUCCGUUCAUAUAUUGUGGGCGCUUAUAAUUUGAUAGCAUUUCAUACUCAGUGCAAUAUUACUAGUUAUUUAAUUACGUAACCAAACUAAAUGAUAUUUUAAAGGUAAUUAAUGUCUUUUAAAGAGGAUACCUACCUAUUUGUAUUUACAUGUAAGUGAUCUACUCUCAAUUUCUACGUCUACAUAGCGAAUGAAGUUUGGGUUACGGCAUUGUACAGGUUUUAUAGCUGGUAAUAUUAAGAUUAGCUUGUUUGUCUCUGCCAAUCGUAAUAGUUGUUUAAUUAAUAAUUUAUAAUCGCGCAAGUCGAAUCCUAUUUGGAAUAGAUCAUAGCUAUCCGGUCGGGAGUCUGCCCUUUAGUUCCGCGUUAAACGCUUCUAAUCGUCAAUGCAUUUUUUUAAUAUAUACUGUCACUCGAGACCAAUUUUUUUAAUAUUGAAUUUGCUAAAGCAAAUCCAUUAGUAACAUAGAUUAUUUUAGAUAUUUUAGGUUAGGAUACUAUGAUAGUGUCUGGCCAGAAUAUUUUGGAGUAUCACAUCGUUUGGCUCAGAAUAUAUCUCCCUUUGAUCUCUUUUUUCAGCUUUCAGCAAGUGUGCAACUUAAUAAUACGAUAAACAUUUAAUCGAACUUAAUGAAAGCUUACUUUAUGCCAUAUGGAAUUUUAAACAUAAGGUUAACGAAUUACUAAAAUUAGUCUUAUGAGAAUGGUCUUACCGACCGAGUCACUUUUUUGGCCAACCUAAUUGACUAUUCCAAUUUAUAUUAUAUUAAACUUUACCUUAAUAAUAUCGCAAAGAUGUGAUCUUGUUUGAAUCAAUGGAGUGCAGGAUUAGCUCUGGGUAAUUCAGGAUAGCAAUGGUCUAGUUAUGUUCUAUUUUGUUUAUUAAUUUUAACGUUAGCCAAUUUGUUAUAGUUUCGUGUAUCACAAUAGUGUUAUACUAAUAGGAGCGGGGGCGUCAAAUCUACGUAGCUCUGACGAAGUCGGGCUUGUUAUAUUUUUACAUUCAAUUUUGUAUGAGCGAUUUGUUGUUUAUAAAUAUUUUUGAUGUCUUGGUUUGAUGCCUCCAUUAAAACUUUAAUUUUAAAUAAUUUUGUUUUAUGCAAGCAGUUAAUGCAAUUUUUAUUUCACAUUGUUUGAUGUUAUGUAAUGCAAUUUUAACAUGUUGCAAACUCCUGCAUUUAUCUGUUGUAUUUAUUACUAAUUUUUACAUUAAAUUGUGGUAUGUUACAAU
This is a messenger RNA of Pieris rapae (cabbage white), 4293 nucleotides long. RefSeq names its product sex determination protein fruitless (gene fru). NCBI's taxonomy places the organism in Eukaryota, Metazoa, Arthropoda, Insecta, Lepidoptera, Pieridae. The transcript has 8 exons. Gene Ontology annotation, biological process: regulation of transcription by RNA polymerase II. Gene Ontology annotation, cellular component: nucleus. Bases 64 to 1359 code for a protein of 431 amino acids. Gene Ontology annotation, molecular function: protein binding. The record is from RefSeq and is a predicted model, not a curated record.